This is a messenger RNA of Colletotrichum graminicola M1.001, 1494 nucleotides long. RefSeq lists its product as uncharacterized. Lineage: Eukaryota; Fungi; Ascomycota; Sordariomycetes; Glomerellales; Glomerellaceae. The transcript is spliced from 2 exons. The record is from RefSeq and is a predicted model, not a curated record. The coding region runs from base 18 to 893 and encodes 291 amino acids.
GCCUGUACCCAGAUUCUAUGAUUAGAACGACACUUACCAAAAUGCCAUUGUUGUGGACCAUCGACGAUGAGACUAAAUUCCAUCAAGCCAUUGCCCAAAUAUCCAAGCUGAGGCAAACCCCCCUCCAGGAAGCCAACUACCGGCAUCAGUAUCGAGGGGGCUCCCAGUCCUCUGACCAUGUUCUGCGGCUCGAAGACGAGAUGCAACUAGCUGACCAUGUUGCUUUCAUUGCUCAUAGUUCUGAAGGGUUUCCGGAAAUAGCAGCAGCUUGCAUUGAGGAGCGGCCAGACCAGCAAGGGCUUCUUAUACGACUUGCUCGUAACGAGCUACGGCGAACAGAGGAAGUCGAAAGUGUACGGUGUCUACUUCGGGUUCUAGAAGGCUGCGCAAGUGGAGUCCUACAUAGAAGCGCCGUACAGGAUCGACUUUUCAAUGAAGUGCUAGCAAUUAGUGAAAAUCGAAUCCUGCAGAGAUUGAUGCCACCCUGGUACCCUGCACCAUCUCAUUGGAAUGCGAAGCAAAGACAGCAAAGAACAUCACUGCACCAUCGCAUGACGACAUUGUUACUUCCUAAACUACGAGGAAGCAAAUUUGAAACGAUCUACCUGAAUUUUAUUCGUGCAACAAAGGCUUUAGAGCCUUUGGAAUCGAAGCAAAUCGGCCCCGACUUGCGCAAGCACGUCAAAAUCGCAAUGCAAUGCUGCGCUAACGCAUCUAUCGGCACAGACCAGAAGUCACUCGAGUUACAGUUGAAGCAUAUCCUGAACCAGCUCUCUAAGGCAGCACGAAAGGUUGUCGUCCAGGUCGACAAAAUUGCCCGAUAUCUCAACUUAAGCAGAGACCUGGCCAAGAUGGUGAUGAGAAAGGCUUAUCGCAAUAUUUUAGAGAGAUAACUCUUGAGCCUCUUCUUUCACCCUCACCUAUCCUGCCAAAUGGGACGGCGAACCUUUGUUUCGUCCACGCGGAGGUGCAGCUCUUACUGCAUUACGAGCGAGUUUUAUGCGUACCAACCCCUCGAUUCAUCGGCUGCAGCAAGUCGGCUUGCUUUCUUUGCGACUUGCUCAUUAAACGGCAUGGCAGAUUUCAAAUAUCGUUCACCCACUAACGAAUAUACCCAAAGUGGACCGUGCCAAACGUGGAUUGGAUGACACAGAAGCAGAUUGAAGCCUGGCGAAAGAUUAUUAAUGGCAUGAUGCAAGAGCUUCAGGCUAUGAUACAAAAGUUCACUGCAGACAAGGAAGGUUUCUUAUCCGCUCCGAUGGAAUCAAGGGCAUGCCUUCCUCUUUCGUCAGUUCCUAGUUCCGUCGCGAUACCUGGACGCAUGGCCGACUCAGGACCUUUCACAGGAGAGAUUCGAGGGGGUUUACCAGUGCCACAGCAGGGCCCGCGGUCCGUCAGUCAUGCUUUUCUUAGUAAGGAAUCGUCUGUACCUUUGGAAAUCUCUAGUGAUGAUCUUCCGAUUUCAUACAAAGUGUUUGUGGAUUUCCCAGGCUU